Seminavis robusta is the source of this 5826-nucleotide messenger RNA. NCBI's taxonomy places the organism in Eukaryota, Bacillariophyta, Bacillariophyceae, Naviculales, Naviculaceae. The record is from the annotation of a GenBank genome assembly.
AUGGCCCGGAAACGAGCAGCCAAGAAGAAGAUUGGUUUCAAGCGCAAGUUUGGUCGUCGAGAAGAAGCCAAGGAAGAAAUAGAGACCAACGAUGAGAUCCCGUAUGAUUGGGCUGAUCAUCGCAAUCACUCCGACCAAAAUACUUCUACUACUAACCAAGCUCUGAACACCAGCUACGAUGCCGGCAUUUCAUCGUCGGCCAUGUCGCCACCAUCAUCGACAUACCCGGCUUCGCCGCAAGCCACCAUUUCUCACGAUGAUCAAUCCAUCUUCUCCCCACCGGCAGCCGAUAUGGCGUCCUAUGACCAACCCACCCAACCCAGGCCCAUUAAUACUCCCUAUUCCAGCAACAGUGAACAAGAAUCACCAAUAAUAGAAGGAGCAGCAAAGAUACGAGCGGGUAUACUAAUAGACGAUGACGACGACGAAUAUCCCUAUGCCUCCGAGUCUUCGUCCACGGGUACGGGUGGGUCCAGCCUAAACUCCAGCCUAAACUCGAGUCCCUAUCGAGCAUCAGCACGACAACCCAAACAUGCCCGACGAAAACGAUCUUCGGCUCUGGCCGCACAAGUGCGAGAUUUGAACAAUCUACUGACCAGUCCCUUGGUGGAUCACUUGGGAGACUUGGCACGAUCCGGCGAGGCGAAUGCCAGUGGCAAUAGUACCAUGAUGGACGAUGAUAUGAGUCAAGAAUGGGAUCAAUUGGCCAAAUCAGAAUCCAUGUUACGGCAUGAAUUGGAAUCCUUUGAAAAUGCCGGGGCGCCUUUGGUGGUCGAUUCUUCCAAUGACAGUGGUGCCGUCAUGAUGUUUCCAAAUAAUACUAACAGUGACAAUCCACAAGGAGACAGUUUUGCUGCUUCGUCAGUACCACCCGCCAUGGCACGGCAACGGCUGGAUCCCACGGCAUCACCCUUGAAUCCCUAUGCUCUAUUCCCCCAACAAAAAUCCAUGAACAACAACGAAAGUAGUCUCAAAACCUCUGCCGAAGUCAGCAGCUUGUCCUUGAACUCUCUGAACAGUCCACUACGCUUUGUCAAUCGAUAUCAAGAAAGUGACGCAGAGGCAGAACAAAUACUCCAAGCAGCAUUGUCCGGGUUUGACGAAAUAUCCGCUGUACACAGCCUCGAUGAUACCAUGCUUUCCGCGGCAUCGUCGUCCGGUGUGGCAUCCUCCUCCCCCACCAAAAAUAUUCAGGCAGCUCUGCAAAUUGCAGCACGGAAACACAACAACGACAGCAGUCGGGCAAGUAGUAGCACCGGUAGCAGCAACACUUCUACGGGCAUGCCGAGGGAAAGUCGCCUGGAAACGGCCCUACAAAUUGCAGCUUCCAAAUGCAACAACAAUAAUGACCAAAAUACGGAUGCUGCUACCAAUGCUGCUACUCAUGCGAGCAAAGACAACUUGGACAGACUCAGGGCUUACUCUAUACUCAGCAGCCCCAACAGUUACAAUGAAGAAGUUUCGCCUGAAGAUGAAGAGCAUAUGUUGGCUUUGAAUCAGCAGGGAAGUGGCAGCAGUGGAAGCAGUGCCACCACACCCAUGUCCAACAGACGUCUCAAUAAUGGGGGAGCAGCGGGGGAUGUCCGGGAGGGAAAUUAUAACACAACAAACCCAAACAACAGGAGUGGCAAUAAUAUGUCUACCGGAGAACAACAGGGAGAGGGUGAAACCAGGACGUAUCACGGCGGGGCCGUCAAUGAGAAGUCGUUUUCACCGGGAGAACUUGACGACGAACAUGGUGCCUUGAUCAGGAGGUGGAGCAGUUUGGAUAGCUCGGGAGACUUUGUGGAUCCAGAAAUCAGUCGGCUGGUGCAUGCGGUAGACGAACAACUGGAGCAAACUUCGUCGCUGACGUCUCAGACGGCCACCACAGUGCAGACGGGAAAUGGGUUUAGUCAGGCCACCCGCAGUGCCAGCAAAAACAGCCACCAAUCUCCAGCCCUCUCAGAGGGAAUCUUGCAGGUCAAGAGUGGAGACGAAGAAGAAACAGCAAAGCAAAGGCAGUAUCACUUUAAGAGUGCGGGUGAAGGGGGCGGAUUCGUCGUUGGAACCAUUGGCUCAUCGGAAUUCGAAGAUGAAUCGGAUGCAGAUGAUAACUUGCGUCGUGAGAUGGAUCUACUUGAAACAUCGGAGCGGAUGUGCUGCCAAGCUCUGGACGAAUCAAUGGAAGAAUACUCUCCCUCCAAAAGUCAAAAAGUCCACACAUCCCCAAGGCGAUCGAACCAAAGAGAACCACCACCCACUCUUUUGGCAUCGUCGGGGACACCCAGAACACCGGGAGAAUCGAAUGGAGAAGGCGACAGCCACAAUGGCAUUGACGUACAAUCAAGCGCAAUCCUACUCUCUGCGACGUCGACCACUACUCUGACACCCAAAUCUCCACCUCACUUGACUACAGAUAUACUCUACGAGAACACGUCAGCAUUGCCGAACAUAGCUCAACCCGUCGCAAUGCUGCCCCGUCCAAGCGCUUUCCGUUCCUCAAUAUUUUCAGCUCUUUUAAAACCAUUUCGGAAAGAACACCCAGAUUCGACAACACCUGUUACGAUGGCAAUGACAAAUUCGACGAAUGACGACCAUGACCUUGCCUACUACCAUUCAAGAGACCCAGAGCCUCAAAUGAUCGAAUCAGCAACGUCACCCGGUGAAGCGGCAAGCCCCACCAGCUCCUCUAGCGUUGAGAGUGCACCCAGUGGUGCACUUGCCGUGAACAUGAAGCGGAGCACAGACACAAUCAGCACUAUUACAAACGUCCCAUCGUCGAUCACAAGCAAGUCUGGGAAGCAAAAUUUGUCAGGUGCCACGCCCAAAUCUCGUGCUGCCAAUGACGAUCAACGCGUAAUGUCAAGCAAAAAGAGUGUGACACAGGACGAAUCUCCCCAUACUCGCGGGACCUCAUCGUCGCGGCUUCAUUUGGAGGAAGGUCAAGCGACAAAUCGAUCAACCAAAAAACCUGAAGAUAGCGAUCAAAGUGUCGCAACCAGCACAACCACGCCAAUACGGAAAGGCAAAGGAAUGAUCGACAUCAGUCCAACAGCGACGGCUAGUACAACGGCAGCACUCAGCCGUUUGGUUCGUACCCCAUCGUACGGUAGCGCAGAGGGCAAGCAAUCGAGCUCCCUAGCACCUUACCAAUUUGUCGAGGAUACGUGUUCCUUUGAUUCUGUACCACUGGUGCCUUUGGCUCCUGAAGAAACCCGAAGAAGUGUGCAUUUUAGUCCCGAAGCAAAAUUCCAAAAAAUAAAGUACGAAAGAUUGAGAGACGACAAUGACGACGUUCCAUCGCAAGGCGACGUGGCCGAUGGGACCGACCUGUUUCCGAUUUCCCAGAAGCAAUUGGAAGGGCGUCGUCAGAAGCCGUCCAAGAGCCAAUCGGAACGUCUGCACGAAAAGAACAAGCCAUCGGACAACCAGACAAGGAAGAAAACAAGUAGCAAUGGCAGCAAGAGCGAAAAACCGAAAGACACCCAGCUACGGAAGAAAGCGAACAGUAAGGGCGAACAGCCCAAGCAGAAGCAGCCCGUCACUCCGACGAGGAGGAAAUCAAGUAGCAAUGACAGCAUGGGCAAAGGCAAAGAAAAGCCCAAGGACAAACAGGAGUUGUCGUUUUCACCAAGUCGUCGAAUGAAGAAACAGAAGGAUUCAACAAGCGACAAGUCACCGGCUUCAGUUGGUGGGGGGGCAACAUACUCCCUGCUGUCAGUCGACUCGGAAUCCCAAGAUGGAGUAAAACGACCAAGUCUUUCUUUCUCACCCAGUCGUCGGAUCAAGAAGAAGCGGUCCUCAAACGAGAAGUCUUCGUCCUCCGUGAAGUCCGCGGACGCACGAAUGAUGACAUCUAGAGCGAGUCGAAACAGAGAGUCGCUCCUGGCCCUCAAUUCGGAUUUACCUGAUGGUGGAGAUUUCAGCCCGCUGGUGCCCGACGAGGAUGGCAAACCUCGAAACGCCAAAGCAAAAGCAGGCUCGAAAAAGCAGUCCAAAACAGACGUGUUGUCUGUUAGCCCAAGCCCUUCCAAUGACGGGUCAGAAUCUUCAGAAUCUCCUAAUAUUGUGGACGUCGAAGAUCCUCAUUCCAGCAAAGGUCUUCUCGAUGGCGAAGACAAAAGUCCCCCGAAAGACAAGGACACAGCGCUGAGACGACGAUGCCUUUGUUUUACAAUUAGCAUCCUUUGGAUUGCACUCCUUGGAUUGUUCGUUGGGCUUUCGUUGGCUUGGAUCCGGUCGCGUGGUGGUUCAUCCGACAAACUCACCGAAAUCUACCCCGAGCCGGGAACCGAAGCCUUUGGAGACACGGGCGAGGGUCCCUUGGCACCACCGCCACCAGCAUCACCUCCACCACUGCAACCUCCUGCGCCUCUACCUGGUUUGUUCUCACCGCCGUCUCCCACUGGAUCGUCAGAACCAGGCUCGCAGAUUUUUAUGACGGCAGCGCCAUCUCCGUCGAGCCCGACCACGAGUCCACAACCAACUGCCAACUCAUCAUCACUGCCUCCUAUUGUCUAUCCAGACGGCGAUGAAUUGACUAUGACCAAUGAGACUUUGGACCUAAUCAAUCUUUUGAUCACAAGCUCCGUGGAUCGAGGAGCAGCUUUGCUGGAUCGGUCAACUCCAGAGUUUGCUUCUCUUGUUUGGCUAUCUGACAACGUAUUCUUGGAUACUUAUUCCGAUAAGCAAAAGGUGCAACGCUUCGUUCUUGGUACCGUGUACUACAGCAUGGGCGGAAAGGACUGGACUGAAAACGAAUACUGGAUGACCGAUAUUGACGAGUGUCGGUGGUAUUCAAGGCGUCGCAGGUUCCCUGCUUGUAACAAGGACGGGGAUUAUAUCAACCUUGAGCUUGCCUACCUGGACGUUAGUGGCACAAUUCCCAAGGCGCUUGGGAUGCUUUCAAACUCCUUGGAGAGGCUUGACAUUGAAGGUGGGCCAACGACAUUCGUUAGCGGUACCAUCCCUUCCGAGCUGGGCUAUCUAUCGUUAAUGAGAGAAUUCCGAAUGAGAGACAAUCGUCUCUCCGGAGAAUUGCCCAGCGAACUCCGCCGAUGGACCUUCUUGGAAACCCUGGAUUUAAAAGGGAACAAUUUGCGGGGCACUCUCCCUUUCGACCAUCCGUUUUGGCCAUCAUUGACGGAUGUUGAUCUUGGGGAGAAUUUCUUGGUGGGUAGUAUCCCAACCGGAAUUGGCCGACAGGAUAUGCUCACAAAACUGUUCUUGCAAGACAACUUACUGGAUGGCCCAGUACCAUCCGAGAUUGGAAAGCUCUACAAUCUCAAAGACAUGUAUUUGGACCAGAACAACCUAAAAACAUUGCCAUCGGAGAUCGGUCUCCUCCACCAACUCCAAGACUUGAGGAUGGCAGCGAACAGCCUGAAUAACGCAAUACCCACAGAGAUUGGUCUCUUGACUCGGCUUCGCACCGUGUCUCUCACUUUCAAUGCAUUGACAGGCAGUAUCCCAACAGAGAUUGGCCUUUUGAAAGGCUUGCGAGAUCGUAUUGACUUGUCUUUCAAUAAGCUAUCUGGGACAGUCCCUUCCGAAAUUGGCGAACUAACUAGAAUGAAACAUUUGCUCUUGCACUCCAACCAACUUUCGGGAGAGCUUCCAUCGGAAAUUGGCGAAUUGGACAGACUCAACACGCUUCGAAUCGACCAAAACAACAUGAUGGGCGCAGUCUCGGACGACAUUUGCGCCGUGUUCAACACUACGCUACCGUACUUUUACGCGGACUGCAAAGAAAUCGAUUGCCCCUGUUGUAUCUUUUGCUGCGUAGAUACGGAUGGCUGUUCUUGUCGAUUCGAAAGCACCUUUGACCAAUAUCUGUGCUACUGA